Molecule: messenger RNA, 2397 nt
Organism: Rhinichthys klamathensis goyatoka
Lineage: Eukaryota; Metazoa; Chordata; Actinopteri; Cypriniformes; Leuciscidae
Gene: npnta
Product: nephronectin a
Exons: 14
Coding region: 227-2131 (634 amino acids)
Cellular component (GO): membrane
Molecular function (GO): calcium ion binding
Source: RefSeq, a predicted model, not a curated record
GUGCUGAGCGCACCGACUCUGCGCUCCAGUCCACGGCUCUCCACCGCAAGAGCGGAGCACAGACAGAGACUCUGCCGGUAUCUCGUGCACGAACAGCAGUCAACGCCUUCUGCUCGACCCGCUUCGUAGCUUUGAAAAUUGACGGAUCUAAACAUCACCAUCUUUUCCAUUUAAACAUCAGAAACCAGCGGCGGCGUUUGGAUAUACGCAGCGUACACGCAAGGAGAUGUGGAUCAUAAAGUUCAUGCUGAUUUGGACCUGCUGGUUCGGAGUGAGCGCGGACUUCGAUGGCAGGUGGCCCAGACAGAUGGCCUCGUCCAAUGGGCUGUGUCGAUACGGCGCUCGGGUGGACUGCUGCUGGGGCUGGACACGAGUCUCCUGGGGCCAGUGCCAGCCCCUCUACGUCUUAACCCGCAGAGUUAUCGGGAUAAGGUGCCAACCCCAAGCGGUAUGUCAGCACGGAUGCAAACAUGGAGAAUGCGUGGGUCCCAACAAAUGCAAGUGCCAUCCAGGUUAUACAGGAAAAACAUGCAACCAAGAAGAGCAGGGCUAUGUUAUCCCCCCAUUAUGGCACAGUCACCCUCCUGUUUUUGUUCCCAUGGACCACCAGCCGAUUGCGGUGCCUUCAGAGGACUUGAACGAGUGUGGCCUCAAGCCUCGGCCCUGUAAACACAGGUGCAUGAACACAUACGGGAGCUACAAAUGCUACUGCCUGAACGGAUACAUGCUGUUACCUGACGGGAGCUGUGGAAAUGCCCGGACAUGCAGCAUGGCGAACUGCCAGUACGGCUGUGAAGUAAUGAAAGGAGAGGUUCGCUGCCAGUGCCCGUCUCCAGGUCUGCAGCUCGCUCCAGAUGGCAGGACCUGUGUGGAUGUGGAUGAAUGCGCCACGGGUCAUGCGGUUUGUCCCCGUUUCCGUAAGUGCAUCAACACAUUUGGGAGUUACAUCUGCAAGUGCCAUGAUGGCUUUGACCUGCAGUACAUCAACGGGAAAUUUCAGUGUACAGAUGUGAAUGAAUGCUCUUCGAGUCAACACCAGUGUGGUCCCUACGCCACCUGCUAUAACACACCUGGUUCAUACAAGUGCAAGUGUAAGGAUGACUACAGAGGCGUGGGCUACGACUGCAAACCUAUCCCAAAAGUGGUUAUUGACCCUCCACGACCUGGAAAGACCACGCCAAGCAACAAUGACAACAAAGGGGGCAACAAAAUUCCAGGCUCAGACCAAAAGAGAACCACCACAACACUCAGACCACCAGUGACAGCUAAACGGAUUUCACUUACAACAACAACCACCACUAAAUCUCCUCCAACCAAGAAAGUCACCCCUCCAGCGAGAGUCCCAGCGACUACAACCCGUAGGCCUUUCAUACCGACACGUAAACCCCCUGUUGUGGUGACAACCAAACCCAAGGUCCCGUUCCGCCCCACAACCAGAACUACCACAAAGGCCCCAGUGGUUACAGCGGCGGUUCCCUUUAUCCCAACACGCAGACCUUUAAUCCCCUUUGUGACGCCAAUUGAUAACAGCAUCAAAGACAUUACCCAGAAACAAAGAGGUGAUGUUCACAUACCACGAAAUCAUGGGAAAAACAAUGUAUUUGAUAUCGAUUUAGACAUUGAACUUGGCAACACAGAAGAGGAGAUGAAGGAUGACCCAGAGACGGGCCAUCUGAGCUGCUCUUUUGCUCAUGGUCUCUGUGGAUGGAUCCAGCACAGAGAGGGAGAUCUUCACUGGGAGACGACUGCAGAUCCUUCAGGUGGGCGGUACCUAACGAUCUCUGAGGGCGGGGAGAAGCGAGGUGGGCGUGGCGCUCAGCUGAUCCUCCCCCUGACGACGCCCUGGAACGAGGGGAACCUGUGCCUGGCCUUCAGACACAACAUGGUGGGCCACCACGUGGGCAUGCUGCAGGUGUUCGUACAGAAGGGACGGCAGCACAGCCCCGCGGUCUGGGGUCGAACGGGAGGAAACGGCUGGAGGUCCACGCAGAUCACCAUUUGGGGCAAUGGCCUAGAAAGUGUGAUCGUGAAGGGCGAGCGGCGGAGAGGGCGUAAGGGCGAAAUAGCUCUGGACGACGUGAGUCUCAAGCGAGGUUCUUGUCAGGAAGAGCACAAUCUGAGGAGACUUUAACACCGACAACACCACGAACAGAGACUUUUAACGCCAGCUUUACUCACGGGACUCUAGGAAGACGGACACCUUACGGAAAGGGACGUGGCUUCCUGUCAGUCCCGGUGCGGUUAUGGGUGCACUUCCCCUGGCCUUCCUCAAUGGCUACAAGUGCAUGUGCUCAGUUGAGUGCUGUAGGGACGACGUAUUUUUGUAGGCCAAAACCCCGAAACAAGUUAGCAUUUUAGCACGUCCGGUUCCAUCGUUUCAAAGUCAAUGGGUUUUCU